Salmo salar (Atlantic salmon) is the source of this 927-nucleotide messenger RNA. Lineage: Eukaryota; Metazoa; Chordata; Actinopteri; Salmoniformes; Salmonidae. The record is from RefSeq and is a predicted model, not a curated record.
UACUAGGAAUGGACGCUCCCAAAGACUAUUAUAUACGCACCUCCAUUAUGAUGCAUCGUUCCAGAAUAUUUGGAAAAGCACAGAAUAUGGAAUAAACAUAGCUACAGAUCAAACCUAAAAUAACUGUUUUAUCAACAAACUUUAAUUGAAAGCAAUUUCAACAUAUAAAUGCCUGAAAUGGAAACGAUAUCCAUAGCAUACAAGUCAGAGAACCCCAGGCUCCAAAGUGACAGAGGCCUAGAGGUCAAGUCUCUGGUGUCCAGUAGUAACAGCAAAGCAACACCUCCAUCAAAGGGAAAAGCCACUCACAGGGCUACUGCUGACCUGUACCACGCCCCAAAGUUCCAAAAGGCUAAAGUCCUAUAUGAGUCCAUCAUGCUUGUUGACUCCAGCAACCGCAAUGAAAUCAGGAUGAUCGUGAGGAUGAUUGGCUUCCCCCUGACAGAGAAGCAGCUGAAUAACAUAAAAAAACAAGAAAUACAAUUAUUGGAAGAUAUCAAAAAGAAAGAAAUUAAAAGAAAGGAGCUAGAAAAGAAAUGGAGCCAGCAGCAGAGGCCUAAAUGGAUCCUCAAGCUCAUCAAGCUGCGACAGGGGAGAAAACCCGUCCAUGGCAGCAGCGGACUGAAGACAACAGCCAGCCAGAGUGAAGGGGGCUCUGCCCGUACAUCAGAUAAGGCGACAAGCAACAAGGGGCAAAAGAGAACAGCCAGCCAGAUGAAAGGAGAAAGCAGCUGUACCUUAGAGGCACCUGGAAGGGGACAGAAGAGAGCAGCCAGCCAGAUGGAACAAGUAGAACUCAACUCAUUCAUACGCUUCUUCAAUAUACCUCCCAGCCAGAAGAAGUUGAGAGUCAUUGAUAUUUACUCAUAUGUAUUUGCACCCAGUCACAUAGCCGAUCACACAUAUGCACGCAAGAAUAGUUCUUAA